Penicillium expansum is the source of this 3516-nucleotide messenger RNA. RefSeq names its product ATP-dependent 3'-5' DNA helicase. The transcript has a single exon. The record is from RefSeq and is a predicted model, not a curated record. The coding region runs from base 1 to 3516 and encodes 1171 amino acids. Gene Ontology annotation, molecular function: nucleic acid binding; ATP binding. NCBI's taxonomy places the organism in Eukaryota, Fungi, Ascomycota, Eurotiomycetes, Eurotiales, Aspergillaceae.
AUGACGGGCUCCUUGUCAAUACCACUGCAAGCCUCAUCGCUAAAACGGAAACGAGGCCAUGAAUGCGAUCGCGGCUUCGAGCCCAAUGUGCCUCCACCUUUAAACGCGUCGCCCCAAGACGCUGCCGAUCAAACACCCUCGACCACGGCCGAUCCUUCCCCCAAUGAACCCAAUGUACAGAUAGGCGGCUCUACCAAACCUACAGCUGCUAAAAAAAAGGGUAAAGGGAAAAAAACGACCUCAAAGCCGUCGAAGCCCGCGAAGCGAACUCCAUCUGCGCCAUUGCCAGAUGCCUUUAAGCGCCUCUCGCAAACCCAUCGCGCCUUGAAUCUCGUUUAUACGUUUUGCUGCACGCGAAAGCACUUUGCCACCACAUUUGACAACAUUAAAAAGGCAGUCCAAGCUCAACUUGGUCAAGGGCGGGAACUCACUGUUGAGGAUGUGGCACGCGUGAAAGUCAUAGUCCCCGGAGCGGUCCGGUUCGAAUAUGUGGACGAGGCCAAGUUGGAAGUAAUGACUGCUGGAGAUGAAGAGAUAACUCAGUAUGGGUUACAUAAGCGAUCUAGUCUCGCAUUUGCGGCAGACAUGGACACAGCCGAAGACGCCAGAAGUGACGAUCUAGACGACACAAAGCAAGUUCUGCUAUUUGAGUUUAUGGAUGGUGAUCUGAAGCGGGAAGUAAUGAACCCGAAGACUGGGGAACCUAUGAAACCUAUACGUCGCAUGAAAGACGAUGAUCUGAAAAUGCCCGUCUACAGCCAAAAGCAGAUGCUGGGCUUGAUUGAAAAACGAAAUGCCAAGUUUUCAGAUGCUCUAAAUGCAUUUUUGGUUCAAUGUGAGGACAAAAACACUGAUCCAGUGAAUGUUCUUGAACAAGAAAAGAAUGCGUUCCUACCCACCCCUCCAAGCAGCGGGACAAAUACCCCUCUUGCGGCGAAGCCGCCAGCAACAAUCCCCAAGGAGCGAAAGUCCAUUGAGGAAAUCAUUGUAGAGAUUCGGGAGAUGGAUUGGUAUCAUGCACAGAUUGUGCCGGAAGGUCAUCGAGUAUUCGAAGCCCAGUCUCCUGUCUACGGAGAUUUGACAUUCCAGCUCUCGCAGGACCUUGUCAAUGCUCUGUAUAACACAAAAGGAAUCACCCAAAUGUAUGCUCAUCAAACAGAGGCAAUCAACCACCUAUACGACGGCCAUAAUGUGAUUGUGUCGACGUCGACGAGCUCGGGAAAAUCCCUUAUCUAUCAAGUCCCCAUGCUGCACGAGCUAGAAAAAGACCCGGAGAGCAGGGGGAUGUAUAUCUUCCCCACUAAAGCUCUGGCACAAGAUCAGCGCCGCAGCAUGAUGGAUCUACUUCAAUAUAUGAACGGGCUGCAACAUACAAUGGUUGAAACCUUCGAUGGGGACACGUCAAUGGGGAGUCGGAACUUGAUCCGUGAUGAGGCGCGGAUUAUUUUUACCAAUCCCGACAUGCUUCAUAUCACAAUUUUACCACAGGAGAGUUCAUGGCGCACCUUUUUGAAGAAUCUGAAGUUCGUCGUUGUUGACGAACUGCACGUCUACAACGGCCUGUUUGGGUCUCAUGUCGCUUUUAUCAUGCGACGCCUCCGCAGGAUCUGUGCUGCGGUGGGUAAUAGUCAUGUCAAGUUCAUAUCUUGCUCUGCCACUGUUGCAAACCCGGAGGAUCACAUGAAGUCUGUCUUUGGGGUGCAGGAUGUGAAACUCGUCGAUUUCGAUGGAUCUCCCUCUGGUCGCAAGGAGUUUGUUUGCUGGAAUACGCCAUUCAAAGAUCCCAAAGAUCCUUCCUCUGGGCGCGCUGACACUGUCACUGAGACUGCAAGGCUGUUUUGCCAGCUGAUCCUCAGGGGCGUGAGAGUUAUUGCCUUCUGUCGAAUUAGGAAGCUAUGUGAGAUUCUCUUACAAGGCGUGCGCGCCGAGUUUGAUAGACUCGAACGAACAGAGAUCGGUAACCUAGUAAUGGGCUACCGAGGCGGUUAUAGCCCUCAAGAUCGACGUCAAAUCGAAAAGGAAAUGUUCGAGGGAAAAUUGAUGGGAAUCGUGGCUACCAACGCCCUGGAACUGGGCGUUGAUAUUGGAUCCCUGGAUGCAGUGAUCACCAUGGGGUUCCCAUACUCGAUCUCCAAUCUACGACAACAAAGCGGCCGCGCUGGACGACGUAAUAAGGACUCCCUAUCCGUUCUAGUCGGGGACAGAUACCCAACCGACCAACACUACAUGCAGAAUCCUGAUGAAAUAUUCACACGGCCAAAUUGCGAGCUACAGAUCGAUCUAUCCAACGAACUUAUACUCGAAGGCCACGUCCAAUGUGCUGCAUUUGAAAUGCCUAUCCGCCCCGAAGAAGACAGCAUCUACUUCGGACAACAGCUCCUUGCCCUGGCCCCAACCCGCCUCACUAAAGAUCCACUCGGCUUUUACCACUGCCACCCGCGCUUCCGCCCACAGCCCUCCCGCAGCGUCUCAAUCCGCGACACCGAAGACCAACACUUCGCCGUGAUAGACACAACCAACAACCGCAACAUAGUCCUAGAGGAAGUCGAAGCCUCGCGCGCCUUCUUCACAAUCUACGAAGGCGGGAUCUUCCUUCACCAAGGCACAACCUAUCUCGUCAAAGAACUAAACACCGAAUCCUUCCUAGCGCGCGUUGUCCGUGUUCAAGUCGACUGGAAUACCAUGCAACGCGACUUCACCGACAUCGACCCCGUCGAAACCGAAGCAAUGCGACUAGUCAGCAAUGACCCCUCCGCCUCACGUGCCUUCUUCGGCGCAAUCCAAAUCCACGCCGUAGUCUACGGCUUUUUUAAAAUCGAUAAACGCGGCCGCGUCCUAGAUGCCGUCGCCGUUGAUAACCCGCCUAUCGACCGCCUUACCAAGGGUAUGUGGCUCGAUGUCCCAACACGAGCUAUCGACAUCCUACAAUCGCACCGGCUAAACAUAGCCGCGGCCAUUCACGCCGCUGAACAUGCCGUGCUCUCCCUCCUACCCUCCUUUGUCGUCUCUUCGCCCGGUGACGUUCGCACAGAAUGCAAAGUCGCGAAGAAAGAGCUAGGCAGGCCGCUGCGCCGUGCCAACGUGCCCAUUGAGUUCGAGGAGAAGCUUAAACCGCCUUCGCGGCAGAGACCUGCUCGACUUACCUUCUACGAUGCAAAAGGUGGGUCAUGUGGUUCUGGGAUCGCUAGCAAGGCGUUUGAGUUUAUUGGGUUGCUUCUUCGGCGGGCGGUUGCGCGUAUCGAGGCUUGUUCUUGUCUUUCGCCGCAGGGAUGUGUGGAGUGUGUUUGUGAUGAGAGAUGUAAGGAAAUGAAUGUUGUUAUGAGUAAGGCUGGUGCUGGGGUUAUACUGCGGUGUUUGCUGGGGUGGGAGGUUGAUGUUGAUGCCUUACCGUGGGGGGAGGAUGUGGAGGGGGACGAGCUUGGAGUUGGAGGUGCUGGGGAGUUGGCUGGUGGGUUGGAGACUGUCGUGAGGGCCGAGGAGGUUCCGUGGAAGGCUGGAUGUCGGGUUGAUUGUUGA